UUGAAUUGCACAUCUGUAUUGGCGAUAUCAAAGACGAGAACGUUCUAGACAGACAAAAUGAAGCCAAUGCCGGUGGAAUUGUUCGGAGAGAUGGAAGAGCAAGCAUCGACUGUCGCCAUGGACGUCGAUGACGUUGAAGCACUCGAUAUUUUCGGAGAAGGUCCUCUCGCUGCCAUGGAUCAUCACCGUUUGACUGAUUCCGAUUUCUUCAAUUCCUUCGAAGACGAUUUCGAUGACGCCGACAUCAAUUGAUGCUCUUAUGGUGAUUUUUUUUUUUGUGUAUUUCUGAUUUCUCUGCCCUAAGCUUUAUUUUGUGCAUGUAUCUUGUAGUACGCGUUAGCUCCUUAAUCGGAUUGAUAUUCAAGUAAUGUUCGCGGUAAUCAAAACGUGUGUUUCCGUGUGUUUGAAUUCUUGUGCGUUUUAUCGCUUCUUGCUGGUGUUCGAAUACGUUAGGGAUCUGGAUUUUGUGCGUAUUUGUGGAUUUAGUAUAUACAGACUAAUUCUGUUUCA
Cynara cardunculus var. scolymus (artichoke) is the source of this 510-nucleotide messenger RNA. Its product is annotated as small acidic protein 1-like. NCBI's taxonomy places the organism in Eukaryota, Viridiplantae, Streptophyta, Magnoliopsida, Asterales, Asteraceae. The record is from RefSeq and is a predicted model, not a curated record. The coding region runs from base 58 to 252 and encodes 64 amino acids. The transcript has a single exon.